GAGAGAGAGAAAAAAAACAAAGGUUUAAAGUAGAAGGGGCGACUGUGGUUAAAACUUUCGCCCUGUCUGCGGGCGACGUUUUAAAGCAGCCAAUGGACUGGAGGAAGGAAAGUCGGCACCUUGGCUUGGUUCGCCCUGGGCCAGUGCAUCGUGUGGGAGGGGAGAGGGAGCCGGUGACAGCAGCUGACUGCUAGCAUUGAGCGCUGGCUGGGAGCUGGGAGUGGGCAUCAAGGAGAGCGAGAGCAGCCACGCACGGACAGACACCACGGGGCAUCCACAGCCUUUACAGCCACACGGAUACAGUGAUCCUACUCCAUAUUGUGUAUGCUGGCUGAGGUCACACGGAGGAUCUGCUUUUGAGACACUGCCAAAUCGGUUCAUACAGCCGUACCCAGGAGGUAACUCAGGUCACAAAUUUUCCUCCCAUGUCAGAAAAGGUAAUUUUAUUUUGGUUCAGGGACUGCUGCCUUUAGUUACUGUAGUGAGGCCAAAACUAAGGUAGCAGGCAAACAAGCUGACCGGCUCCAUGUUCAAUACAUUUUGACUGGGACCUUAUGGAGAAGACAUUAUCUUGAUGAUCCAUGCAAAACUCGUUGACUGUGAAUGAACGUGACUGCAGACAUUUCUAUCGUCAUUAUUAUGAUUGUUGUUAUCAUUAAAGGCCAUGGCCACAGCAUCAAGAGGAGCUCCCCCACAGCCACCUGCAGCUAAGAGUGUGAUAGUUUAUCGAAAUGGGGAUCCAUUCUUCACUGGCAGAAGGUUUCUCAUCAACAAACAAGUCUCCACCUUUGACACUUUCCUUAACCAGGUCACCAAGGGCAUUAAUGCCCCUUUUGGGGCAGUCAGGAACAUCUACACUUCUAAGGAGGGUCACAGAGUCUUUGAUCUGGAUGAACUAGAAAACGGAGCCUGCUAUGUGGCAGCAGGAGUGGAGAAGUUUAAACCCUUGGAUUAUUUACAAAUUACAACAAAGAAGCCACAGAAAAAGAUAAAUGAGAUGAUUCGACCAGUUGUUCACAGCCGAAUUAUCGUUUCUGCACGAUGGAAGAAGUACAACUAUGAACCAUGUACCAUCAAUGUCUUUACCAAUGGCGACCUGCUGAUACCACCCGUGAGAUUACUUCUACCAAAACAUACAGUUCAAGACUGGAAUCGUGUCCUUGCCUUGAUUACGGACAAAGUCCAUUUGCGCACCGGAGCUACUCAGAGACUAUGCACAAUAGAUGGAAGGCCCUUACUCGGUGCAGCUGAAUUAGAAAAUAAUGAAUAUUAUGUGGCUGUUGGAUCAGAAAAAUUCAAGAAGCUGCCCUAUUAUCAAGUCUUGUCAAAGAAAAUUACAGUACGAGAGACUCAAGGAUUUCAUUCUGAUCUGCUUCCUCCAAUCAGAAGAGGUCGCAAGGCCAGAGGAAAGUUUGAGCUGCAUGACAUAUCCCAUGGUGAAUCAAGUGACUCUGGAUUUUUGUUCUCUCCCCAGCAGUCUGAAGGUGAUAGUUCCCAUUCUACGACAGAUGGACAAGUGCUUGUGGGAGCUCCGCAAAUGGUUCAAGGGCAGUCCAAAGACCUGGAAGCAAAACCAUCCAGGGAGAAAAAUUCAAUUUUUCGUGCAAAACCUAUGAAGGUCAAACACCACAAACAUUCGGCUGGUCCGUUGGCUGAAUACGAAGAUAAUGGUGUGUUUAAAGCUCAAGACGCUCGGAAAGAAACUCAAGAUGCUGCUGAGGUGAGGGAAGAUGCAGACAUGAGAGUGGAUCUACCGAUUGAUCAGAUCCCUGCUGAGGUUGUUCAUGAGGAAGAAAUACCACCUUAUGACAAUGAUACGUCCACAAAUAACCAUAAGGAAGACGAUGUGCUUCAUGGAAUGGAUGAUUACGGAAUAGUUAAGGAACAGUGGAAUGAUCCAAAUGGGUGGACAGGCGAUGAGGAUGGACUGGUUGAAAACACACCAGAAUACAGCAAAACUAAAGAGGAUGGACUGCCCAAUAAUACUGAUCGCAAUACCAGUACACUGGAGAAUUCAGAUGCACUACCCUCUGCAACAGAUGAACUUCAUAGUGAACAGGAGGAUCCAGGGCACAAAGUCUAUAACCCAGCCCAUGAUGACGAGAUUGCAGAUGGUUAUAAGAAUACAAAAUGAGGACCAUGCACAUUGUUCCUGACCCUAAAUGAAUCAUAAGGAUUUAACACUGAAAAAAUGUAUUUGAAUGAAAAACGAAGAUAGAUCUUGAAGUAACAUCGUCAGCAGUGGUGGGCAGUCAUCCAGUGAAUCGAUCGAUAUGCUUUAGAUGAAGCUGCAGCUCUCAGAUGCUUAUGAAAAUUUUUAUUUUAAAUGUAUUCAUUUUUCAAAAAUCAAGCACACUUUGUGCACUCCCAAUGCAGCUUGUCUAAUAUAUUUGUUAGUAAUAUUUCAUUAUCGUAUAACAGCUGAGGAUAUUACUUUCACCAUGAAUUUUGUUGAUUACUCUUUUUGUAAUUUUCUAAUUAAUUAUUUCUGUUUUUGCAUAAUCAGCUGGCUAACUGUAAAAUAUAAUUGCAUUUGCUAGAAAAUUACAGUCUCAGGCGAUGAAUUAAAUUGAUGAUUAUAUAGAGAAGAAUAAAGUAAUAACUUUCAACUAUUUAAUCAGUGUAACAUUCUUUGUCACAGUUUAAUGAAUUUUAUAAAUAAUGAGAAGGCUUUUGUUUUAUACUCCUGUGACUUAGGGGAUGGCAAUGAUGCAGACUAUUCAAAACAUGUUAGCACAGACAACUUACUAGUCAAGCAAACUUUAUGUCAGGUCUGAUCCGAAUAAUGGAGUCUUUCGAUAUGUUUAAUUUGUGAGUAACAUUAUGUUAGUUGUAAUUUGAUAAGAAUUCACAGAUCUAUUAAGUGUCUCAGAUCCUUGUGUGUUGAUUUUUUCUUUGGAUUAAAUGAGCAAACUCUGUGUUCUUCACAACAAAGUAAUAAAGGAGGUUUGGAAAUUGUUGCUCGCGAAUUGUCACUAUGUUUGCACGAUGGUCCUGUUGCUGUACAGCUAGUGUGGCUUUAAGAAAUCCAAUUGUUCUGUUAAAAGAAAAGAUUUGGUGUUGUGUCCUCACUGAAAUAUAAAUCCACUUGCCCAUUAUCUUUGUUUGUAACCAAAAAUAAUGAAUUUUUUAAAUGCUUUUAAAGAUUUAUCCCAGAACUACCAAUUGGUUUGGUUUGACUCAAGCACUGCACAGAAAUCACUGUUGUUGUCGCUGGGCUUGAACAGAUGAAAGCUAUAAUAGAACAUAGAACAGUACAAGGCGGCAUUGUUGUACAGUGGCAUUGUGCCUUACAGCUCCAAAGACCCGGAUUCAAUCGUGACUAUGGACAGGCUAGGACUAUAUUCCUUGGAUCACAGGAAAAUGACGGGAGAAUUUAUAGAGGUCUAGAUAUGAAUAGAUAGGGUGAAUGCACAGAGUAUUUUACCUAGAACAGGGGGAUCAAGAACCAGAGGACCUAGGUUUAAGGUGAUAUGGGAAUAAUUUAAUACCUGAGGGGAAACGUUUUGGUGAGUAUAUGAAACAAGCUGCCAGACGAGGUAGAUGAGGUAGGAACAGUAACAAAAUUCAAAAGACAUUUAGAUAGGUACAUGGAUAAGAAAUGUUUAGAGAGAUAUGAGCCAAAAGCAGGCAGUUCGGACUGUUAAAAUUCAUUUCACUUCAAACAGAUAAAAAUGCAAUAAAAUUAGUAAUCAAGUAGUAAAAUCAUUAUUUCACCGAGGCGGGUGUGACAGUUACUCUUAC
Molecule: messenger RNA, 3744 nt
Organism: Leucoraja erinaceus (little skate)
Lineage: Eukaryota; Metazoa; Chordata; Chondrichthyes; Rajiformes; Rajidae
Product: doublecortin domain-containing protein 2
Biological process (GO): intracellular signal transduction
Cellular component (GO): microtubule organizing center; microtubule
Source: RefSeq, a predicted model, not a curated record